AUGAGCGCUAUCUACAAGCACUCGUUUCUGACAAUCGCCGCCUCAGCUGCGCCGGGUGAUCAAGCUGGCUUUCUCGGAGAAAGAAAGAUUUUGCCAGGCCGUAAGCUUAAAGCUGACAUCCCAUGUCUCCCACAUAGAGUGGUUGAGAUGCGCCAGAUACACGACCCUAACGCUCGGAGAAGCCAGACGGACCUCCAGGAAAACCCACUAAAUGCGCGCGCCUGGGCUUUUCAGGAGCACUUAGUACCAGCGCGUUUCCUCGAUUUCUGUUCCUCUGAAACAACGUGGGAAUGCAAAAGAGCGACUUGGAGUGAAGGAGGCUUCGAGGUUAAGUCUAUUGGUUAUAAUUCCAUCUACAGAAAAGAAUACCAACAGAACCUCGAAGAUGGUGACCCUGAUACCCUCUACCAAUUCUGGGCUUACCGUAUACUAACAGAGUACGCCCCGCUGAAAAUCUCCUUUGAGGCAGAUAGGCUGUCAGCGUUGUCUGCGGUAGCGAGUGAGAUGCAACAGAGGACUGGAGAUAAGUACCUGGCAGGUCUGUGGGCAGGCGACUUGUUGCGUGGUUUGACGUGGUUCUCCGGAUUUAGAAGUCUGGGCUGGUUACCUGCGGAAUACCGUGCCCCAAGUUGGUCGUGGGCAUCCAUCGAGUCAACGAGGCUGCUAUUCGAUUUUGGAUAUGAUAGCAGGCCGGAAUUUGUGAGUAAAGGCCUCACCGCGGUUGUCCUCGAGGCAGAGUGUCAGCCAGUAGGGGUCAGUUUGACCGGAAGAGUCCAGGGCGGAUUCAUCACGCUACGAGGUCGUUGGUGUCGACAGAUCCUGCACUUCGGGAGGGAAAGCUACCCAACCUCCGCGUCACCAGAUGAAAGUUCUGACUACUACUUCCUGGAAGGACUUCCUGGUACUGGCUCCGUAGAACUCGGGGAGUUUCGGCCUGACACGACGCUGGAAGUGCGAUCAUACCAAGCUGCCGGUGGGAUGACUAGACAAUAUCUCCAAAGAUCGCGUCUCCGCCAUUCAGUCGAGGCUGGUCUCAACAUUAACCAUCCGGUCUAUUGUGUUGGCAUCGCUGAGCAAACAAAUGGUUGGUGCGACACGUUCACCUUCCUGGUUCUGGAUCAUGCCGAAGGAAAAGAGGACACUUAUCAAAGGCUUGGGCUUGCCUACAUAUCCUCAACGUAUGUUCCUUCCGGCUGGAUCAAGUCUAUGGAGGUCUCCGAUUUCACCAUAGUGUAG
This is a messenger RNA of Coniosporium apollinis CBS 100218, 1236 nucleotides long. RefSeq lists its product as uncharacterized. The record is from RefSeq and is a predicted model, not a curated record. The coding region runs from base 1 to 1236 and encodes 411 amino acids. The transcript has a single exon. NCBI's taxonomy places the organism in Eukaryota, Fungi, Ascomycota, Dothideomycetes.